Messenger RNA from Amoebophrya sp. A25, 3048 nucleotides. The record is from the annotation of a GenBank genome assembly. NCBI's taxonomy places the organism in Eukaryota, Dinophyceae, Syndiniales, Amoebophryaceae.
CUUGACUUUAUGAGUCUAGUAAUCAUCGAUCCAUGACCGACACGCGUGCCAGUAGUUGUCUAAAUACCAGUAGGUCUUUCAUCGAGAUGAUGUCUUCGCCCGCCCGCAUGCUAGCAACUAGUUGCUUCUAAUGAUGUCAUCCACCACGCGCGUGCCAGCUGGCGUACGUAAGUGGCGAGCACUCGAGCCGUUGCUUCAACGCAUCGCGUUGCCUGAAAACUGGAGUAUAAAGGGGUCCUGUCUUUUUUUUCGUUGUCCAGAAGAAGAAAGAGGAUGUCAAAGAAUAAAGAACGGAACGCAUUUAACGUCUAAAACUACCGAGGCAAGUCGCUUGUCAGGAGCCUCAAAAGUACGCCAAGAUCUGGGUCAUCUCCAAGACUUCUUUCGUCGAGAAGAUAGCACCUCCCCUGAGCCUGACGAGUUUGAACUCGAAAAUGUGAAACAACAACACCUCGAAGUACUAGAAGAAGAAGUCGUCGAAUCGUCAAUGGUAUUGAAUCGCGAAACACGAUCCAUUUCAGGUCGUCGCGAGGAAAAUGAAUCUUCAAUUUAUCGCUCUAGGCGUCCCAGCGGUAACAUACAACCGAUCCCAUGGAGCAACGAUGACCCUCACCAAAGUACAAGAGCCAACCUCCUCCACGAUCAUCAGAAGAAUCCCUCGAUGAAGAAGACAAGAUGUAGAGGUCCUCUUCGAGUUGCUGCUUUUGACUUUGAUCAACUACUGAACUACAGUCGACGGGACGAAGCAUUAUGCGAAGAACUUUUUGUCCAGCAAGGCUGUUAUUUGGACCCUGCUGUUUCGCACACUUUCCGCAUCCUUUCCUCGCAUUUCGGAUACAAGCUAGUAUUAAGGGUCAACUUGGAUGAUGUACGCCGUGCCUGUAUAUGACAUCUACGUUUAUAUGACUCGGAAAUUUCGCCCCAAGCCAUGACAGAGGAAGUUUUGGCAAGAUCCCUCGCCGGGGGUGUCUGCGCUGCUCAACCCCUGGCCCUCACCUGCCCAGUGAAGGCGGGACGAAUGGCAGAAAACAAGAAAGCACCACAGUCGAUAAGGCGGACGCGGGCGGGCCCCCCAGCACCUGGGGCCACUUUGUGGAAGUCGCCCAAGAGUCACCACGUGGGCAAUGCUGACGGGCGCGGGGCCUGUGUGUAGGGGUCGCGCAGUCCUCAAGCCAUGGCGCCGCGUGUCGGCAUGUGGUGAGACAGCGAGCCGACUGGUCAAGCCAAAUCCAGGCGGCAGCUCGGGCCCACCGUCAUGGUCGUGGUCAGGUGGCCUGUCAUGCGCCACACCGGGCUGCGACGGCUUUCGCCGGCGGUGGCUUGUCAGGGUCACUGUCACACCUGUACAACACACGCACACCCUCUGUGGGUGGGUCAUGCUGGUGGCCACCAGGUGGGGGGAGCCGUGGGACCGGUCUGCCAGCGUCAGUCGCACCAAGAGCCAGGCAACACGCCAAGCAAAGGCGUGAGGGUGUGUUGCUCUAUGGGGCUGUCCCUGAGGCUGGUGUGGGGUUGUCGCGAACCGAGGCAGCCGGCUUGCUGUGAAAUCCCAAGCCUGGAGGAUGGUGCUCGCAGCGGCCGGCGGUACUCGCUAACCGCGGCGACGCUCUUCGUAGUAACAGCUGUCGCGCCAAAACUUCGCUUGUCGGGCAUUGGGGCGAAAUUUCUCAAUCAUAGUUUACGUACUUAUUUUAUCUGAAUAAAUAUGUAAUAAGGUCACGAAGGACUGUAAGAGGAACACAUUAUGACACAUUGGAAAAGCGUGCCUGUUGAUAGAUAGCGAGUUUUGCUAACAAGAGAACCAAAACCGAGGAAAUGCUGAUAGAAGUGAUUAACGAAAAUCAUUACAGAUACAACGACAGUCUCGGUUCAUACAACAGCACAAUAAGCUGCUCAACAAUCCUAAGUGGACAUCUCUCUGGCCUGCAUUGUCAGCGAUCUUCUAGCAUUCGAUUCUUUAGAGUACCUACUGUCGCUAAUCUGAGUGUUUUCGAACCAGAACGUCUUGCGUAAAUGCAGCACUUUAGAGCAGUGCCAGGAGGCUGUGGGCCGCUGCAUCACUCGAUUUCGGCGAUUUCAAAACGCAUUAAAAAUGUCAUCUCAAUCCUAUAGUGUAGUUUCUUCUUCUACAACUACAUCUACUGGAACUACCACUUUGUCGGCCACUUCGACUAGCAGUACUUGUGUAAGAGGAUCGUCUUCUUGUUCUUCCUUUUCAUCUUCUGGCGGACUACAUACUGCGAUUCUUGAGAAUACCGGAAAUACCAGUACAAGUACAAGAAGCAUAUCGAUCGCCGAAGAUGAGGGUGAAGCUUCGCCAAGAACAGCGUCUGGAGAAGAGUCUCUACCUGUGGAUCUCUACCUUGCAGUAGGGCGAGGCGACACUCAGGAUUGGUGUCGAAAACCGAAUCCAGGUAUGUGGCAUUUGUUUGUUGACCAGGAAUCUUCUACUUCUGAUUACCACCGAGCUGUCAUAGAAAAUGAACCCGCAUAUAACCUACAAAUUGACCAGGCUUCUGAAGAUCACGAUUAUGAAAGCACAACAUCAACAUCGUCCGUAUUAGUGCAUGAUGGAGAACCCCGACCUUCAUCGUCUUCUCUCACUAAUUCCUCAUCAUCAAUAUCGUCAACCUUAUCGUUAUCGUCACAAGUAGAGGAUGUUGGCCCUAAAGACAUAGAAUUAGAACUAGAACAGCAAAAGACAAAAGGUCGACCAGAAAGAAUGAACCUUAGGAUUGAUUAUGCGAAUAGUUUUUUCGUCGGAAAUUCUGCUGGGAGGCACAUGGAUAAAACCGAUUUCGAUCGACGUUUCGCUGAAAAUGUAGGACUUCGUUUUUAUACUGAAGAAUUCUUUCCAAAUUUCGUGAAGUACAUGGAAAAUGCGCCUGCACCAACAUCUAGCAAAUCUAAAUGUUCACAGACCACGAUAGAGUGAGGUCGUUUUGAAUUUCGUCGACUUCACACGCGGGAGUAAGAAAAUUACAUCAUCUGAUAUAUAGUUUAUACCGUCACCUGUGGGAGAGAAAAGAAAUAGCAACUACAAAAUGC